GCGGAGCGCGGGGGGCUGGCGCGCGGGGCCGGGCGCGAUGCCGUACGCCAACCAGCCGACCGUGCGCAUCACGGAGCUCACGGACGAGAACGUCAAGUUCAUCAUCGAGAACACGGACCUGGCGGUGGCCAACUCCAUUCGGAGGGUCUUCAUCGCCGAGGUGCCCAUAAUAGCCAUCGACUGGGUUCAGAUUGAUGCCAAUUCCUCAGUCCUUCAUGACGAGUUCAUCGCGCACAGGCUUGGAUUGAUCCCCCUCACUAGUGACGACAUUGUGGACAAGCUGCAGUACUCCCGGGACUGCACGUGUGAAGAGUUCUGCCCUGAGUGCUCGGUGGAGUUCACCCUGGACGUGCGGUGCAACGAAGACCAGACUCGCCACGUCACGUCGCGAGACCUCAUCUCCAACAGCCCCCGGGUGAUUCCAGUGACAUCCCGGAACCGAGAUAAUGACCCCAAUGACUACGUGGAGCAGGACGACAUCCUCAUCGUCAAGCUGAGAAAGGGCCAGGAGCUGAGACUUCGAGCCUAUGCCAAAAAGGGCUUUGGCAAAGAACAUGCCAAGUGGAACCCUACUGCAGGGGUGGCUUUUGAAUACGAUCCUGACAAUGCCCUGAGACACACGGUGUACCCCAAGCCGGAGGAAUGGCCAAAGAGUGAGUAUUCAGAGCUGGAUGAAGAUGAGUCACAGGCUCCCUACGACCCCAACGGGAAGCCGGAGAGGUUUUACUACAACGUGGAGUCCUGUGGCUCUCUCCGCCCCGAAACCAUCGUCCUCUCAGCCCUCUCUGGACUGAAGAAGAAGCUGAGCGAUUUACAGACCCAGCUGAGCCACGAGAUCCAGAGUGACGUCCUCACUAUCAACUAGCCGCACUCGCCGGGUCAGCAGAAAGGGCACCGGAGCCAGCAGCAGGAUUUCAGGUCCCCCCCCGGAGACUUCCAGCUUCGGCAGUCUGGACAGCUGUGGCUCAGGCUUCUUGGCAAGCCACCAACUAGAAGGGUAGCAGUGGGGAAGGGGAGAACAUCCCAGCCGUGCUCCGUCCCAGCUAGAUUACCAGGGUGCCACUGGGAUUUGAGGCAGGACGGUGUUUACAUGUGGCAUCCCUGGCCCUGCCUGCCAACUGCCAGUAG
Molecule: messenger RNA, 1128 nt
Organism: Ceratotherium simum simum (southern white rhinoceros)
Lineage: Eukaryota; Metazoa; Chordata; Mammalia; Perissodactyla; Rhinocerotidae
Gene: POLR2C
Product: RNA polymerase II subunit C
Biological process (GO): transcription by RNA polymerase II
Cellular component (GO): RNA polymerase II, core complex
Molecular function (GO): DNA binding; protein dimerization activity
Source: RefSeq, a predicted model, not a curated record